Messenger RNA from Phymastichus coffea, 2187 nucleotides. RefSeq names its product reticulon-4-interacting protein 1, mitochondrial-like. Gene Ontology annotation, molecular function: oxidoreductase activity. The transcript has 9 exons. Gene Ontology annotation, cellular component: mitochondrion. NCBI's taxonomy places the organism in Eukaryota, Metazoa, Arthropoda, Insecta, Hymenoptera, Eulophidae. The record is from RefSeq and is a predicted model, not a curated record. The coding region runs from base 377 to 1813 and encodes 478 amino acids.
CGAAAAUCGAAAUACUAUUUUCAUAUUACGAUAUGAAUACGGCAAGUGGCAAUAUGUAUCAUGUAGAAAAAAAAAUACAAUAUACCUACUUAGUAAAGUAGCAGUAAGCUUUAAAACACGUUUGUACAAUUUGCAACUUUAUAGAUCAUGUAUAAUUUUAUAUUUAUUGUAUUGAAAAAAAUAAAAGUUUCAUAUACAAAACACCAAAUGCGAACAAAACAUUGUAAACACAUUUUCGCUCUAAGCAAGACGCGUACGUCGCCAAAGAAGUUCUAUUGAAAUAAAAUAUAUAUAUCUAUCAUUUUGGCUAGUGCCUCAACUUUCGUUUGUAUAGAAUUUGUAUAAAACAAAUCAAGCAUAUUAAUGCAAGGCAACAAUGGACGAAAUUUUAUUUCGAUUAUCCAGUCAACUGGAAGCUCUGCAGAUUCAAGCAUCUGUAACCACACAACAAUGUCAGCAAUUAGUGACUACAUGGUUAUGUCAAGGUCAAAGACUUCUUGAAAGUAUUAGUAAUGAUUUACAUGGGCUAGAAGUCAGAGAAUUCAUUUAUCAAGUUUGUUUGUGGUGUCAAAAGCAAAUUCAAACAUUACAAUAUAAUUUGGCAUCGAUAAGUUUUAAUGCCAGAUAUGUUCAUCAACAAUUAAGAGAUUUAUUAACAUUAAAAGUUUCUAAACGAGAAUUAAUUUACUUUCUAACUGGCUUACUUGCUGGAACAUUAUUUGGAUAUUCAUUAGCUUUGAAUUGGUAUAAUCCUCGACAUCUUCAUCACAUGAAAGCAAUUGUUUGCCAUAAUUAUGUUGGUAUAGAGGGGGUGUCAACGAUUGAUGAUUCUGAAAUGCCCACGAUCAAAAAGUCAAAUGAACUAUUGAUUCAAGUUAAAGCUGCUUGUAUUCAUGAUGUAGAUAUAAAAAUUUGUUCUGGUUAUUCAAGAACUUAUAGAAGACUUUUAAAUUCAGGAAAAAAUAAAGACUUACCAGUAAUUCUUGGUAGAGAUUGUGCUGGAGUUGUUGUAGAUAUUGGUCAAAAUGUGAUAAAUUUUGAUAUUGGUGAUAAAGUAUUUUUAGCAGUACCAUCAUGGUCUACAGGGACAAUGGCAGAGUAUAUUGUUGUAACUGAAAAUAGAGUCGCAAAAAUGCCAAAAAUACUACCUUAUGAAGCCUCUGCCAGUUUGCCUUACAGUGGCUGCAUAGCUUGGGAUGCUUUAAUUAAUGGUUCUGUUAUCAAAGAAGGAAAUGCAAAGGGUAAAAGAGUAUUAGUUUAUGGAGGAACUACACCUGUUGGUUGUAUUUUAAUACAACUAGUGAAACUUUGGGGUGGUUACGUUGUUGCAACAUGCAGAUCUGAAGCUGCUCCAAUAAUAAAGGCUUUAGGUGCAGAAGAAAUAAUCUUUUUAAAUGAUUUGGAUGCAUCCAAAGAAUUGGAGCUUCACAAUAAAUAUGAUGCCAUUUUCUACACUGGUGGACAACUUAAACAUGAAAGUAGUCUGAAAAAAUACAUGUUACCUUAUGGAUCUUAUGUAUCAACAAUACCUGAAUAUUUAGCAUCUGAUUCAUUAGGAUAUGUAAGUGGAAGUUUAUUUUCAGGGUGUAUAAGAAUCAAGUUACUGUUUCAGUACUUUUUAGGUGUCAGUACUUAUCAUUGGAAAGAGGGAUCUAAACUGAACAGUUCCUAUUUACAAUCAUUGCAAGAACUUGCUGAUGCCAAUAAGCUUAAACCAGUUUUGCACAAAAUCUAUGCGCCACACAACAUUGACCAAGCUAUGGCUCACAUUGUGGAUUUUAGUGCAAUUGGUAGUACUGUCAUUAAGUUUUAAUGGCGAAUUUUUAAAACAUUAUAUCUACAAUAGAUUAUGUAUUUUAAAUGAACAUAUUAAUUCUAUUAAAUUGAGUAGCGUUAAAAUAAUAGAUAGUAAUAUAAAAAUGUAUAUAACACAGUUAAUAAUUUUUAAUUAUGUACAUCAUGAUUUUCCUUGGUUAGAUAUUGGUAAAAAAGUUGAUUUUUAACUUUUUGUUUACGUUUAAAUGCACAAAGUACAUAUUGUUGAAUUUUCUAGACGAUUCUGAUAAAACUGGUAUUUUUCAAAAUUCACUGCAUUCGUAUACAGCGAAUAUUUAUAUUUCGAAUUCAGUUAUAAGAAUCUUGCAAUAAGAAAAAACUAUUUUGAUAAUCUGUUAGACUUUUAUAGCG